Molecule: messenger RNA, 594 nt
Organism: Harpia harpyja (harpy eagle)
Lineage: Eukaryota; Metazoa; Chordata; Aves; Accipitriformes; Accipitridae
Gene: SSR4
Product: signal sequence receptor subunit 4
Exons: 6
Coding region: 74-583 (169 amino acids)
Cellular component (GO): membrane; endomembrane system; endoplasmic reticulum
Source: RefSeq, a predicted model, not a curated record
CGGCGGCGGCGGGCGGUGCUGAUUGGCCGCCGGGCGAGGGUCUGUGGCGGGAGGGGCGGUGCGGCCGGCAGUUAUGGCGGUGCUGGCGGUCCUGGCGGGGCUGCUGGCGGUGGCGCUCGGCGCCGCAGGUGAGCCGUGCCCCGAGCCCACCAUCGUGCCCUCGUACUACACCACCUCGGACGCCGUCAUCUCCUCCGAGAGCGUCUUCGUGGUGGAGAUCUCGCUGGCCUGCAAGAACGGCGCCCAGAACGUGGCUCUCUACGCCGAUGUCAACGGGAAGCAGUUCCCUGUCACCCGGGGGCAGGACGUGGGGCGCUACCAGGUCUCUUGGAGCCUGGAGCACCGCAGCGCCCAGUCGGGCACCUACGAGGUGAAGUUCUUCGACGAGGAGUCGUACAGCGCCCUGCGCAAGGCCCAGCGCAAUAACGAGGACGUCUCCCGUAUCCGGCCCCUCUUCACAGUCAACGUGGACCAUCGGGGCGCCUGGAACGGUCCCUGGGUGUCAACGGAGGUGGUGGCGGCCGCCAUCGGCCUCAUCGUCUACUACCUGGCCUUCAGCACCAAGAGCAGCAUCCAGGCGUAGGGCCCCCCCCC